Messenger RNA from Oncorhynchus kisutch (coho salmon), 3973 nucleotides. RefSeq names its product mitochondrial import receptor subunit TOM70. Gene Ontology annotation, cellular component: mitochondrial outer membrane. Gene Ontology annotation, biological process: protein import into mitochondrial matrix; protein insertion into mitochondrial inner membrane. Lineage: Eukaryota; Metazoa; Chordata; Actinopteri; Salmoniformes; Salmonidae. The record is from RefSeq and is a predicted model, not a curated record. Gene Ontology annotation, molecular function: protein binding; transmembrane protein transporter activity. The transcript is spliced from 12 exons. The coding region runs from base 133 to 1881 and encodes 582 amino acids.
ACAGAGUACCCCGCCCCGGUUGCAGUUGCAAGGCGCCCGCCAGUAUCCCAAGAUUCCGCUGUUUCUGCAAUGACCUCGCCGAUAACGGAGUCGGUAGUGUAAGCAGUGUUGUGUGCUCUCCUUGCAUGGUGGAUGAUGGCCGCUUCAAAGCCCGUUGAGCCGCAAUCCGGGAGCAGUCUCCCUCGCUGGCAGCUGGCCCUCCUGAUCGGAACCCCCAUAGUGCUGGGUGUAGGAGCUGUUUACCUGUGGAACCGCAGCAAGACGAAGGACUCACCAGGGAAACGGAAUGGGGAACGGACAACUCCAGAAGGCAGCGCGAGCCCCGUCCAGGGCCAAGACGGCGCAGCUAACCGAACCAGUCGCGAGCUGCAGGACAUGAGUCCUCUGGACCGGGCCCAGGGUGCUAAGAACAAGGGUAACAAGUACUUCAAAGCUGGGAAGUAUGAGCAGGCCAUCCAGUGUUACACAGAGGCCAUCGGUCUGUGUCCUAGAGACAACCAGACAGACCUGUCCACCUUCUACCAGAACAGAGCUGCUGCCUACGAACAGCAGAUGAUGUGGACAGAGGUGGUGCAGGACUGUACCCAGGCUGUAGAGAUGAACCCACGCUACAUCAAGGCCCUGUUCAGGAGGGCCAAGGCACUGGAGAGACUGGACAACAAGAAGGAGUGCCUGGAAGAUGUGACGGCGGUGUGUAUCCUGGAGGCCUUCCAGAACCAGCAGAGUAUGCUGCUAGCAGACAAAGUCCUCAAACUGCUGGGGAAGGAGAAGGCCAAAGACAAAUACAAGAACCGUGACCCCCUGAUGCCUUCUCCUCAGUUCAUCAAGUCCUACUUCAGCUCCUUCACCGAUGACAUAAUCAGCCAGCCGCUCCAGAAGGGCGAGAAGAAGGACGAGGACAAGGACAACGAGGGCGAGGCCGCAGAGGUCACAGAAAGUUCUGGUUAUCUGAAGGCCAAGCAGUACAUGGAGGAGGAGAACUAUGAUAAGAUCAUCAGUGAGUGCACUAAGGAGGUGGAGUCUGGGGGCCGGUAUACUGCUGAGGCCUUGUUGCUACGGGCAACCUUUUACCUCCUGAUUGGCAACGCCACCGGCGCCCAGCCCGACCUGGACCGGGUCAUCAACAUGGAGGACGCCAACAUCAAGCUCAGGGCCAAUGCUCUGAUCAAGCGUGGCAGUAUGUACAUGCAGCAGCAGCAGCCUAUGAUGUCAACACAGGACUUCAACAUGGCCGCUGAGAUCGACACGCGCAACGCAGACGUCUACCACCACCGGGGACAGUUGAAGAUCCUUCUGGACCAGGUGGAGGAGGCCGUCGGAGACUUUGAUGAGUGCAUCCUGCUCAGACCUGACUCUGCUCUGGCACAGGCUCAGAAAUGUUUCGCCCUGUACAGACAGGCGUACACUGGCAACAGCCAGUCCCAGGUGCAGACGGCCAUGGACGGCUUUGAGGACGUCAUCAGGAGGUUCCCUAAGUGUGCCGAGGGGUACGCUCUGUACGCUCAGGCGUUGACUGACCAGCAGCAGUUUGGCAAGGCAGAUCAGAUGUACAACAAGUGUAUUGACCUGGAGCCUGACAACGCUACAACAUACGUCCACAAGGGGUUGUUGCAGCUCCAGUGGAAGCAGGACUUGGACCUCGGCCUGGACCUCAUCAGCAAGGCCAUCGAGAUUGACAACAAAUGUGACUUUGCCUACGAAACCAUGGGAACUAUCGAAGUUCAAAGGGGCAACCUGGACAAGGCAAUAGACAUGUUCAACAAGGCCAUCAACCUGGCCAAGUCCGAGAUGGAGAUGGCCCACCUCUACUCACUGUGUGACGCAGCAUACGCCCAGACUGAGGUAGCCAGGAAGUAUGGGCUGAAGCCACCCACACUGUAACUACCCUGUCACAUGACCCAAGACCCUCCCACUCUUCACUGCUGAACCUGAUUGUAUUAUAACUGCAGAUGUUUCAGUCAUUUGGUUUUGUAGACAUGCUGGAUAAAUAAAAAAUAGAAACUUGAUCUGUGACCAAAUAUCAGCAUUUCCCAAACUCUGUCCGGGGGGGGCAGGCAGAGUUUGGGAAACGCUGCACUACAUGAUCAUGUUUACGUCACGUUGAAUCGAGCUGUAACAAAGGAGAGGCUUUACUGUUCACAACCAAGGCCAGAACCCAAACAUCUGGUAAUUAAUGGUCUUAACCCACACACCCCUCUUCCUCAAGGCCCUUAGUUUGACCCACACACCCCUCUGUUUCUUGGUACUUAGUUUAACCCAGAUCACCAACCCUUAUGAUCCUUCCUGUACCUCACUGUCUGGUCUGUUAUCAAAAAUAUGUGAAUGGCCAUGUGAAACCAGGUAUCUACCCAGAAAUAAUUCAACCGUCUAAAAUCAAAAGAGAGAUUAUUUCAAUAGACUUCUCAUUCUCAUUGACUAAUCCAUAUUCGGAAGUAUUUAAGAUGAUUAACGUUGUAUGUUGCCUGCACACUGAGAACGGAAUAGAGUUCCAAUGGACUGUUCAUUUGUUUGUUUCUGUUCUCUACCACGUUUCUGUCCAGACACAUCCAUAUCCUCAAGAUGAUGUAACAUUAUUGAAUGGCAAAUUAAAUGAAGGAUUAAAAUGUUAGUCAAAUGUGUGUGUAUAAUGAUGGAUGUCUGUGUUUGGUGUAAUGCUGGAGUUGACGAUGUGUGGGAUAAGGGUCCUAAAGUAGUGUGGGAUAAGUGUCCUGAAGUAGUGUGGGAUAUGGGUGGAGUUGGGGUCCUAAAGUAGUGUGGGAUAAGGGUCCUAAAGUAGUGUGGAAUAAGGGUCCUAAAGUAGUGUGGGAUAAGGGUGGAGUUGGGGUCCUAAAGUAGUGUGGGAUAAGGGUCCUAAAGUAGUGUGGGAUAAGGGUCCUAAAGUAGUGUGGAAUAAGGGUCCUAAAGUAGUGUGGGAUAAGGGUGGAGUUGGGGUCCUAAAGUAGUGUGGGAUAAUAAGGGUGGAGUUGGGGUCCUAAAGUAGUGUUUAAGUUGAGGGGCUUGCCUGUUUUUUCUAUAUUCCGUACAGCAUGUGAUAUUUCUCUAAGUAAAUGUUGAUGCUGAAGUCAUCUGGCCAUGUUGGAAAUGCUGACGUGAACAUUUAGACCUGAAAUGAUUCAUGGCCUGAUUCAGAAUCAUUCUCAAUGUUUAGCUUUUAUUAAAUGUUGAUGCUGAAGUCAUCUGGCCAUGUUGGAAAUGCUGACGUGAACAUUUAGACCUGAAAUGAUUCAUGGCCUGAUUCAGAAUCAUUCUCAAUGUUUAGCUUUUAUUAAAUGUUGAUGCUGAAGUCAUCUGGCCAUGUUGGAAAUGCUGACGUGAACAUUUAGACCUGAAAUGAUUCAUGGCCUGAUUCAGAAUCAUUCUCAAUGUUUAGCUUUUAUUAAAUGUUGAUGCUGAAGUCAUCUGGCCAUGUUGGAAAUGCUGACGUGAACAUUUAGACCUGAAAUGAUUCAUGGCCUGAUUCAGAAUCAUUCUCAAUGUUUAGCUUUUAUUAAAUGUUGAUGCUGAAGUCAUCUGGCCAUGUUGGAAAUGCUGACGUGAACAUUUAGACCUGAAAUGAUUCAUGGCCUGAUUCAGAAUCAUUCUCAAUGUUUAGCUUUUAUUAAAUGUUGAUGCUGAAGUCAUCUGGCCAUGUUGGAAAUGCUGACGUGAACAUUUAGACCUGAAAUGAUUCAUGGCCUGAUUCAGAAUCAUUCUCAAUGUUUAGCUUUUAUUUUUAUGUGGUUGUUUCCCCAACUUGUAGAUUCAGAAAAUGUCAGAAGGGACAAUUAUUUUAAAUAUGUUUUCAUGCUGUCGUAUAUUGCAGAGGGCAGGUAUGCCAUCAUAUGUAGUGGAUCUGUGGAUGUUUGAGGCAGUGCUACAGAAUAAAACAUGUGACUAUGUUGGGAAACAACACUGACAUUCUUCCCACACAGAGAUGUAUCAUGACCAAAGUCAGAGAGAGGACAUGGAAAAUAAAGAUGGAACUGACACGUUA